This is a messenger RNA of Coregonus sp. 'balchen', 12106 nucleotides long. The record is from the annotation of a GenBank genome assembly. NCBI's taxonomy places the organism in Eukaryota, Metazoa, Chordata, Actinopteri, Salmoniformes, Salmonidae.
AUGACGGGCGGAAGGUUCGACUUCGACGAUGGAGGAACAUACUGCGGAGGGUGGGAGGACGGCAAAGCCCACGGACAUGGCAUCUGUACCGGGCCAAAGGGCCAGGGCGAGUACGCCGGCUCCUGGUCGCACGGCUUUGAGAUAGUGGGGGUGUACACCUGGCCCAGCGGGAAUACGUACCACGGCUACUGGUCCCAGGGGAAGCGGCAUGGGCUGGGGGUCGAAACCAAAGGGAAGUGGACUUACCGCGGCGAGUGGAGCCACGGCUUCAAGGGUCGCUAUGGACUGCGACAGAGUCACAAUACACCUGCCCGCUACGAUGGGACGUGGAGUAAUGGCCUACAGGACGGGUAUGGGAUUGAGACUUAUGGCGACGGUGGUAAGAUAUACUAUUAUACUGUUAUACAGGAUUGGCGUGUUGUUUUUGGAAUCGUGCGUGUGUCUCUUUAAACCGUGAACCAGUGGGAUCUGUCGUGAUGGGUUGUGGUUUGGCGUGCGAAAAGGUUCACGAAGGGACAUCAUGGACCGAUAAUGGAGAUGUGACUGUCUAUAGCGUUGGUUUAUUAUAGGGUUGUAAUAGCUUUAUUACGGGGUUGUAACUUUUCACAUUUAGACAGAUUUGGUGAUUUUGACUUAAGCUCCAUUACGCACAAGGGAACAUGCUCGCGACGGUGCGCCAUAACAUAUUUUAUUUUAAUAAUAAGUAGAUUCCACGCGAUCAUUUUGAUUAAGCGUCAGUUCAUUAGUCAGGACGCUGCAUGGGUUCUCUCUCUGUGCUAGCUGCAUGGGUUCUCUCUCGGUGCUAGAUGCAUGGGUUCUCUCUCUGUGCUAGCUGCAUGGGUUCUGUCUCUGUGCUAGCUGCAUGGGUUCUCUCUCUGUGCUAGCUGCAUGGGUUCUCUCUCUGUGCUAGCUGCAUGGGUUCUCUCUCUGUGCUAGCUGCAUGGGUUCUCUCUCUGUGCUAGCUGCAUGGGUUCUCUCUCUGUGCUAGCUGCAUGGGUUCUCUCUCUGUGCUAGCUGCAUGGGUUCUCUCUCUGUGCUAGCUGCAUGGGUUCUCUCUCUGUGCUAGCUGCAUGGGUUCUCUCUCUGUGCUAGCUGCAUGGGUUCUCUCUCUGUGCUAGCUGCAUGGGUUCUCUCUCUGUGCUAGCUGCAUGGGUUCUCUCUCUGUGCUAGCUGCAUAUGGGUUCUCUCUCUGUGCUAGCUGCAUGGGUUCUCUCUCUGUGAUAGACUAUAGCUGAUUGUGUUAUUCCGUGACCAGCAAAUAGCGUUUUCAGCCAUUGAUUUAUACUACACGUGACAGUAACAGUAGCAGUGUAUUCGGGGUGAUGGAGAGCAGAGAGAUAGAGAAAGUUUGUGUGUGUGUGUGUGUGUGUGUGUGUGUGUGUGUGUGUGUGUGUGGAAUGGGCAAAAUCAGGGCAAAGUGCGUGCAGAGCAAACUCUAGCUAGCAGAGAGACUGCCAUCUAGCUUAUUAUAGCUGGACUAUCACCUAGCCUAUAGGCCUAUCCGUGGUAUGAUAAGACUUAAAAUAGGUUAUUCAUAUUGAAGCCUGUUCCUUUCUGUCAGUAAACAGCCUGUAUGGAGAUCCCAUACGAUGUGUACUGUAUGCAUGGUCCCCUAUAUAAACCCUUCAUUCUCCUAAUUUACACAAUCAGAGCUGUUGACACCCUGACUGGGUGCUGAAAGUGAGACCAGAGCAGGUUGACAGACACAUCAGUUGAUCUCUGAUCUGACCUGCGUAGUCAAAGGAGAAUUCCCAGACCACAAGGGACCUUGGUUACUGUCGAUAACUGGUAUUCUCUAUGACACGUCAUUCACUAUAUCACAUUAGUCCUGUUGAUACCAUCUGAUAUUAUCAAAACAAACCUCAUCCCCAAGUACUGUAAUACAUUAGUGACAUCACUAAGCAGCAUUUCCUACUACAUAGGCUACUCCUGAUCAGAAGAGCUGGACAUAUAGUGUAACCUUCUAACCCCACAGUGCAUUCAGAAAGUAUUCAGACCCCUUAACUUUUUGCACAUUUUGUUAAGUUACAGCCUUAUUCUAAAAUGUAUUUUUUUUUAAAUGUCCAAAUCAAUCUACACACAAUACCCCAUAAUGACAAAGUGAAAACAGGUUUUUAGAAAUUUUUGCUACUUUAUAAAGAAAUUUAAAAAAUGGUUUAUUUACAUAAGUAUUCAAACCCUUUGCUAUGAGACUCGAAAUUGAGCUCAGAUGCAUCCUGUUUCCAUCGAUCAUCCUUGAGAUGUUUCUACAACUUGAUUGGAGUCCACCUGUGGUAAAUUCAAUUGAUUGGACAUGAUUUGGAAAGGCACACACCUGUCUAUAUAAGGUCCCACAGUUGACAAUGCAUGUCAGAGCAAAAACCAAGCCAUGAGGUCGAAGGAAUUGUCAGUAGAGCACCGAGACAGGAUUGUGUCGAGGCACAGAUCUGGGGAAGGGUACCAAAAACAUUCUGCAGCAUUAAAGGUCCCCAAGAACACAGUGGCCUCCAUCAUUCUUAAAUGGAAGAAGUUUGGAACCACCAAGACUCUUCCUAGAGCUGGCCGCCCGGCCAAACUGAGCUCCAGAGUUCCUCUGUGGAGACGGGAGAACCUUCCAGAAGGACAACCAUCUCUGCAGCACUCCACUAAUCAGGCCUUUAUGGUAGAGUGGCCAGACGGAAGCCACUCCUCAGUAAAAGCCUGCUUGGAGUUUGCCAAAAGGCACCUAAAGGACUCUCAGACCAUAAGAAACAAGACUCUCUGGUCUGAUGAAACCAAGAUUGAACUCUUUGGCCUGAAUGCCAAGCGUCUUGUCUGGAGGAAACCUGGCACCAUCCCUACGGUGAAGCAUGGUGGUGGCAGCAUCAUGCUGUGGGAAUGUUUUUCAGAGGCAGGGACUGGGAGACUAGUUAAGAUCGAGAGAAAGAUUAACGUAGCAAAGUACAGAGAGAUCCUUGAUGAAAACCUGCUCCAGAGUGCUCAGGAACACAGACUCGUGCGAAGGUUCACCUUCCAACAGGACAAUGACCCUAAGCACACAGCUAAGACAAUGCAGGAGUGGCUUCAGGACAGUUCUCUGAACGUUCUUGAGUGGCACGGACGUGAGACCGAUUGAACAUCUCUGGAGAGACCUGAAAAUAGCUGUGCAGCGACGCUUCCCAUCCAACCUGACAGAGCUUGAGACAUUUUUUUUACAAUCCAUUUUAAAAUAAGGAUGUAACAUAACAAAAUGUGAAAAAAGUCAAGGGGUCUGAAUACUUUCCGAAUGCACUAUAGCUACCACCCUGAUCCUAAGGGUCAGUUGAAGACCUAGCGGUAGCUAUCACCCUGAUCUGAAGGGUCAGUUGAAGACCUAGCGGUAGCUAUCACCCUGAUCUGAAGGGUCAGUUCAGUUGAAGACCUAGCGGUAGCUAUCACCCUGAUCUGAAGGGUCAGUUCAGUUGAAGUCCUAGCAAUAGCUAUCACCCUGAUCUGAAGGGUCAGUUCAGUUGAAGACCUAGCGGUAGCUAUCACCCUGAUCUGAAGGGUCAGUUGAAGACCUAGCGGUAGCUAUCACCCUGGUCUGAAGGGUCAGUUGAAGACCUAGCGAUAGCUAUCACCCUGAUCUGAAGGGUCAGUUGAAGACCGAGCGAUAGCUAUCACCCUGAUCUGAAGGGUCAGUUCAGUUGAAGACCUAGCGAUAGCUACCACCCUGAUCUGAAUGGUCAGUUCAGUUGAAAACCUAGCGGUAGCUAUCACCCUGAUCUGAAUGGUCAGUUCAGUUGAAGACCUAGCGAUAGCUUUCACCCUGAUCUGAAUGGUCAGUUCAGUUGAAGACCUAGCGGUAGCUAUCACCCUGAUCUGAACGGUUAGUUGAAGACCUGCCGGUAGCUAUCACCCUGAUCUGAAGGGUCAGUUCAGUUGAAGACCUAGCGGUAGCUAUCACCCUGGUAUUGUGGGUCAGUUGAAGACCUAGCAGUAGCUAUCACCCUGAUCUGAAGGGUCAGUUGAAGUCCUAGCAAUAGCUAUCACCCUGAUCUGAAGGGUCAGUUGAAGACCUAGCGGUAGCUAUCACCCUGAUCUGAAGGGUCAGUUGAAGACCGAGCGAUAGCUAUCACCCUGAUCUGAAGGGUCAGUUGAAGACCUAGCGGUAGCUAUCACCCUGAUCUGAAGUGUCAGUUGAAGACUGAGCGAUAGCUAUCACCCUGGUCUGAAGGGUCAGUUGAAGACCUAGCGGUAGCUAUCACCCUGAUCUUAAGUUUCAGUUCAGUUGAAGACCUAGCGGUAGCUAUCACCCUGAUCUGAAGGGUCAGUUGAAGACCUAGCGGUAGCUAUCACCCUGAUCUGAAGGGUCAGUUGAAGACCUAGCGGCAGCUAUCACCCUGAUCUGAAGGGUCAGUUCAGUUGAAGACCUAGCGAUAGCUAUCACCCUGAUCUGAAGGGUCAGUUGAAGACCUAGCGGUAGCUAUCACCCUGAUCUGAAGGGUCAGUUCAGUUGAAGACCUAGCGAUAGCUAUCACCCUGAUCUGAAGGGUCAGUUGAAGACCUAGCGGUAGCUAUCACCCUGAUCUGAAGGGUCAGUUGAAGACCUAGCGAUAGCUAUCACCCUGAUCUGAAGGGUCAGUUCAGUUGAAGACCUAGCGAUAGCUAUCACCCUGAUCUGAAGGGUCAGUUCAGUUGAAGACCUAGCGGUAGCUAUCACCCUGAUCUGAAGGGUCAGUUCAGUUGAAGACCUAGCGGUAGCUAUCACCCUGAUCUGAAGGGUCAGUUCAGUUGAAGACCUAGCGGUAGCUAUCACCCUGAUCUGAAGGGUCAGUUGAAGACCUAGCGGCAGCUAUCACCCUGAUCUGAAGGGUCAGUUCAGUUGAAGACAUACCGGUAGCUAUCACCCUGAUCUGAAGGGUCAGUUGAAGACCUAGUGGUAGCUAUCACCCUUAUCUGAAGGGUCAGUUGAAGACCUAGCGGUAGCUAUCACCCUGAUCUGAAGUGUCAGUUGAAGACCUAGCGGUAGCUAUCACCCUGAUCUGAAGGGUCAGUUGAAGACCUAGCGAUAGCUAUCACCCUGAUCUGAAGGGUCAGUUCAGUUGAAGACCUAGCGGUAGCUAUCACCCUGAUCUGAAGGGUCAGUUGAAGACAUACCGGUAGCUAUCACCCUGAUCUGAAGGAUCAGUUGAAGACCUAGCGGUAGCUAUCACCCUGCUCUGAAGGGUCAGUUGAAGACCUAGCGAUAGCUAUCACCCUGAUCUGAAGGGUCAGUUGAAGACCUAGCGAUAGCUAUCACCCUGAUCUGAAGGGUCAGUUGAAGACCUAGCGGUAGCUAUCACCCUGAUCUGAAGUGUCAGUUGAAGACUGAGCGAUAGCUAUCACCCUGAUCUGAAGGGUCAGUUCAGUUGAAGACCUAGCGGUAGCUAUCACCCUGAUCUGAAGGGUCAGUUCAGUUGAAGACCUAGCGGUAGCUAUCACCCUGAUCUGAAGGGUCAGUUGAAGACCUAGCGAUAGCUAUCACCCUGAUCUGAAGGGUCAGUUCAGUUGAAGACCUAGCGGUAGCUAUCACCCUGAUCUGAAGGGUCAGUUGAAGACCUAGCGGUAGCUAUCACCCUGAUCUGAAGGGUCAGUUCAGUUGAAGACCUAGCGGUAGCUAUCACCCUGGUAUUGUGGGUCAGUUGAAGACCUAGCAGUAGCUAUCACCCUGAUCUGAAGGGUCAGUUGAAGUCCUAGCAAUAGCUAUCACCCUGAUCUGAAGGGUCAGUUCAGUUGAAGACCUAGCGGUAGCUAUCACCCUGAUCUGAAGGGUCAGUUGAAGACCUAGCGGUAGCUAUCACCCUGAUCUGAAGGGUCAGUUGAAGACCUAGCGGUAGCUAUCACCCUGAUCUGAAGGGUCAGUUCAGUUGAAGACCUAGCGGUAGCUAUCACCCUGAUCUGAAGGGUCAGUUGAAGACCUAGCGAUAGCUAUCACCCUGAUCUGAAGGGUCAGUUGAAGACCUAGCGAUAGCUAUCACCCUGAUCUGAAGGGUCAGUUGAAGACCUAGCGAUAGCUAUCACCCUGCUCUGAAGGGUCAGUUGAAGACCUAGCGAUAGCUAUCACCCUGAUCUGAAGGGUCAGUUGAAGACCUAGCGGUAGCUAUCACCCUGAUCUGAAGGGUCAGUUCAGUUGAAGACCUAGCGGUAGCUAUCACCCUGAUCUGAAGGGUCAGUUCAGUUGAAGACCUAGCGAUAGCUAUCACCCUGAUCUGAAGGGUCAGUUGAAGACCUAGCGAUAGCUAUCACCCUGAUCUGAAGGGUCAGUUGAAGACCUAGCGGCAGCUAUCACCCUGAUCUGAAGGGUCAGUUCAGUUGAAGACCUAGCGAUAGCUAUCACCCUGAUCUGAAGGGUCAGUUCAGUUGAAGACAUACCGGUAGCUAUCACCCUUAUCUGAAGGAUCAGUUGAAGACCUAGCGGUAGCUAUCACCCUGCUCUGAAGGGUCAGUUGAAGACCUAGCGAUAGCUAUCACCCUGAUCUGAAGGGUCAGUUGAAGACCUAGCGGUAGCUAUCACCCUGCUCUGAAGGGUCAGUUGAAGACCUAGCGAUAGCUACCACCCUGAUCUGAAGGGUCAGUUGAAGACCUAGCGAUAGCUAUCACCCUGAUCUGAAGGGUCAGUUGAAGACCUAGCGGUAGCUAUCACCCUGAUCUGAAGGGUCAGUUGAAGACCUAGCGAUAGCUAUCACCCUGAUCUGAAGGGUCAGUUGAAGACCUAGCGAUAGCUAUCACCCUGAUCUGAAGGGUCAGUUGAAGACCUAGCGGUAGCUAUCACCCUGCUCUGAAGGGUCAGUUGAAGACCUAGCGAUAGCUACCACCCUGAUCUGAAGUGUCAGUUGAAGACCGAGCGAUAGCUAUCACCCUGAUCUGAAGGGUCAGUUCAGUUGAAGACCUAGCGGUAGCUAUCACCCUGAUCUGAAGGGUCAGUUGAAGACAUACCGGUAGCUAUCACCCUGAUCUGAAGGAUCAGUUGAAGACCUAGCGGUAGCUAUCACCCUGCUCUGAAGGGUCAGUUGAAGACCUAGCGAUAGCUAUCACCCUGAUCUGAAGGGUCAGUUGAAGACCUAGCGGUAGCUAUCACCCUGAUCUGAAGUGUCAGUUGAAGACCGAGCGAUAGCUAUCACCCUGAUCUGAAGGGUCAGUUCAGUUGAAGACCUAGCGGUAGCUAUCACCCUGAUCUGAAUGGUCAGUUGAAGACCUAGCGGUAGCUAUCACCCUGAUCUGAAGGGUCAGUUGAAGACCUAGCGGUAGCUAUCACCCUGAUCUGAAGGGUCAGUUCAGUUGAAGACCUAGCGGUAGCUAUCACCCUGAUCUGAAGGGUCAGUUGAAGACCUAGAGGUAGCUAUCACCCUGAUCUGAAGGGUCAGUUGAAGACCUAGCGGUAGCUAUCACCCUGAUCUGAAGGGUCAGUUGAAGACCUAGCGAUAGCUAUCACCCUGAUCUGAAGGGUCAGUUGAAGACCUAGCGAUAGCUAUCACCCUGAUCUGAAGGGUCAGUUGAAGACCUAGCGAUAGCUAUCACCCUGAUCUGAAGGGUCAGUUGAAGACCUAGCGGUAGCUAUCACCCUGAUCUGAAGUGUCAGUUGAAGACUGAGCGAUAGCUAUCACCCUGAUCUGAAGGGUCAGUUCAGUUGAAGACCUAGCGGUAGCUAUCACCCUGAUCUGAAGGGUCAGUUGAAGACAUACCGGUAGCUAUCACCCUGAUCUGAAGGAUCAGUUGAAGACCUAGCGGUAGCUAUCACCCUGCUCUGAAGGGUCAGUUGAAGACCUAGCGAUAGCUAUCACCCUGAUCUGAAGGGUCAGUUGAAGACCUAGCGGUAGCUAUCACCCUGAUCUGAAGUGUCAGUUGAAGACCGAGCGAUAGCUAUCACCCUGAUCUGAAGGGUCAGUUCAGUUGAAGACCUAGCGGUAGCUAUCACCCUGAUCUGAAGGGUCAGUUGAAGACCUAGCGGUAGCUAUCACCCUGAUCUGAAGGGUCAGUUCAGUUGAAGACCUAGCGGUAGCUAUCACCCUGAUCUGAAGGGUCAGUUGAAGACCUAGCGAUAGCUAUCACCCUGAUCUGAAGGGUCAGUUGAAGACCUAGCGAUAGCUAUCACCCUGAUCUGAAGGGUCAGUUCAGUUGAAGACCUAGCGGUAGCUAUCACCCUGAUCUGAAGGGUCAGUUGAAGACCUAGUGGUAGCUAUCACCCUGGUCUGAAUGGUCAGUUGAAGACCUAGCGAUAGCUAUCACCCUGGUCUGAAGGGUCAGUUGAAGACCUAGCGAUAGCUAUCACCCUGAUCUGAAGGGUCAGUUGAAGACCUAGCGAUAGCUAUCACCCUGCUCUGAAGGGUCAGUUGAAGACCUAGCGAUAGCUAUCACCCUGAUCUGAAGGGUCAGUUGAAGACCUAGCGAUAGCUAUCACCCUGAUCUGAAGGGUCAGUUGAAGACCUAGUGGUAGCUAUCACCCUGAUCUGAAGGGUCAGUUGAAGACCUAGUGGUAGCUAUCACCCUGGUCUGAAUGGUCAGUUGAAGACCUAGCGAUAGCUAUCACCCUGGUCUGAAGGGUCAGUUGAAGACCUAGCGAUAGCUAUCACCCUGAUCUGAAGGGUCAGUUGAAGACCUAGCGAUAGCUAUCACCCUGCUCUGAAGGGUCAGUUGAAGACCUAGCGAUAGCUAUCACCCUGAUCUGAAGGGUCAGUUGAAGACCUAGCGAUAGCUAUCACCCUGGUCUGAAGGGUCAGUUGAAGACCUAGCGAUAGCUAUCACCCUGCUCUGAAGGGUCAGUUGAAGACCUAGCGAUAGCUAUCACCCUGAUCUGAAGGGUCAGUUGAAGACCUAGCGAUAGCCACUAGCCACUAGCAUUGUAUUACUGCAUUAUCUUCAUUAAUAAUAACUCCAACCUAAAGGCCUCAAUGCCUUUUUUGUGCCAGUUGUAUUUCUGUGGGAAAUAUACCAUAUAGUAAUACAUACACUACGUCCAAAAUGGCACCCUAUUCCCUUUAUAGUGCACUACUUUUAGGGCUCUGGUCAAAAUUAGUGCACUAAAUAGGGAUUAGUGUGUGAUUUGGACUCAUCCAUAGAGUAUUUAGGUCAUAAUGGAUAAUAAUGAACCCAUAAACCUACAUCAUCAUCAUUUACAUUUACAUUUUAGUCAUUUAGCAGACGCUCUUAUCCAGAGCGACUUACAGGAGCGAUUAGGGUUAAGUGCCUUGCUCAAGGGCACAUUUACGUCAUUUAGCAGACGCUCUUAUCCAGAGCGACUCACCAAUUGGUGCGUUCACCCUAAAGCCAGUGGGAUAACCACUUUACAAUUUGGGGGGGGGGGGGGGGGGGGGUAGAAGGAGACCUAGCGGUAGCAAUCAUCAGAUUGAAUGACAAUAAUGCACACUCUAGAAUGCCUUUCAAGCCAAUCAGAAAUGAGUAUUCAACAAUUCCACAGUAUAAGUGUUUACAAUAGAUAUACUACACGUUUACAAUAUAGAACGGUAGCAGCCUCAGCAGUUAAUGAGAUUCAUGCCAGAAUAGCUGUCCAGUGGGGCUUGUAGCUGAGUUCCAUGCUUCUCAGUUUACAGUCAUGAUGAAUAGCUACGUCAUACACUGAGUGUACAAAACAUUAAGAACACCAGGUCUUUCCAUAACAUAGACUGACCAGGUCAAUCCAGUUAUGAUUCCUUAUUGAUGUCACCUGUUAAAUCCACUUCAGUCAGUGUAGAUGAAGGGGAGGGGAGACAGGUUAAAGAAGGAUUUUUUAAGCCUUGAGACAAUUGAGACAUGGAUUGUGUAUGUGUGACAUUCAGAGGGUGAAUGGGCAAGACAAAACAUUUGAACGGUGCCUUUGAACGGUGUAUGGCAGUAGGCGCCAGGCGCACUGGUUGGUGACAAAAAAUGCAACGCUGCUGGGUUUUUCAAGCUCAACAGUUUCCCGUUUGUAUCAAGAAUGGUCCACCACCCAAAGGACAUCUAGCCAACUUGACACAACUGUGGGAAGCAUUGGAGUCAACAUUGGCCAGCAUCCCUGUGUAAACGCUUUCGUCCAUGCCCCGACGAAUUGAGGCUGUUCUGAGGGCAAAAGGGGGUGGAACUCAAUAUUGGUGUUCUUAAUGUUUUGUUGACUCUGUGUACAAUCUGCUGAUGAUGUAGGUUUACGGGUAUCUAUCCAUCCAUAAUGACCUAAAUACUCAAUGGACUAGUCCAAAUGACACCAUCAUCUGUUAAAAAUAGAGCACUAUGUAGGGAAUGGUGUGCCAUUUGGGGAUGCAGAUUAUGUUGCUGCAGAUUCCCAUUGUUCUGUCUGAAUUAUAUUACUCUAGGCUACCAGGUGGGUUUCCUUUCCAUCUAAUCAAUGUCUCUGUAAGUCAUGAGCUUGAUGUUGUUGUAGGACAGUAGUAUCCUAAUUGAGAGCGUUGGGCCAGUUUCUCUCUGUGCCUUUUAAUGUGGCUUUUAGUCAUUACUUUUAAGAUCAAUCAACCAACCAAUCAAUCAAUCAACCAAUCAAUCAAUCAGUCAAUCUAUUCACCCCCAUCUGUAUUGUCCUGUCUCUCCUCCAGGUACAUACCAGGGCCAGUGGAUGGGCGGGAUGCGGCACGGUUACGGCGUGCGCCAGAGUGUUCCCUACGGCAUGGCAACGGUGAUCCGCUCUCCGCUCCGUACUUCUCUGGCAUCCCUACGCUCCGAGCAGAGCAACGGCACCGUGCUCCAGGACCUCUCGGGUGACACGCCCACCGGCGGCCGCGGCGGGUUCGUCCUCAACUUCCACUCGGACAGCGAGGUGGUCACCGGGAAGAAGAAGGGUCUGUUCCGCCGCGGCUCGCUGUUCGGGAGCCUCCGCCGGCUCCACAAGUCCGAAUCGAAGUCGUCCAUCUCCAGCAAGAGGAGCGCCGCUAUGAGCCGCAUCAGCUCCUCCGACGCAGACGCCAACUCCACCGUCUCCCUGGGCGACGGAGAGCUGCCGGAAGAGGACCUGCUAUUGGAGGAUCACGUGGACGCCACCACCACCGAGACGUACAUGGGGGAGUGGAAGAACGACAAGCGCAACGGGUUCGGCGUCAGCGAACGUUCCAACGGGAUGAAGUACGAGGGGGAGUGGCUGAACAACAAGCGCCACGGUUACGGGUGCACCACCUUCCCCGAGGGCAACAAGGAAGAAGGGAAGUACAAGAAUAACGUGCUGGUGCGUGGAAUAAGGAAGCAGUUGAUCCCGCUAAAGAACCCCAAAACCAAAGAGAAGGUGGACCGGGCCGUGGAGGGGGCGCAGAGGGCAGGCGCCAUCUCCAGGACGAAAGUGGAAAUAGCAGCUUCCAGGUAGGUCGGUGAGGUGUUUGUGUGUGUGUAUGUGUGUGUACCAUGGUAUUACUGUAUAACAGCUAGCGUGGUAUUACUGUAUAACAGCUAGCGUGGUAUUACUGUAUAACAGCUAGUGUGGUAUUACUGUAUAACAGCUAGCGUGGUAUUACUGUAUAACAGCUAGCGUGGUAUUACUGUAUAACAGCUAGUGUGGUAUUACUGUAUAACAGCUAGUGUGGUAUUACUGUAUAACAGCUAGCGUGGUAUUACUGUAUAACAGCUAGCGUGGUAUUACUGUAUAACAGCUAGCGUGGUAUUACUGUAUAACAGCUAGCGUGGUAUUACUGUAUAACAGCUAGCGUGGUAUUACUGUAUAACAGCUAGUGUGGUAUUACUGUAUAACAGCUAGCGUGGUAUUACUGUAUAACAGCUAGCGUGGUAUUACUGUAUAACAGCUAGCGUGGUAUUACUGUAUAACAGCUAGCGUGGUAUUACUGUAUAACAGCUAGCGUGGUAUUACUGUAUAACAGCUAGUGUGGUAUUACUGUAUAACAGCUAGCGUGGUAUUACUGUAUAACAGCUAGCGUGGUAUUAACUGUAUAACAGCUAGCGUGGUAUUACUGUAUAACAGCUAGUGUGGUAUUACUGUAUAACAGCUAGCGUGGUAUUACUGUAUAACAGCUAGCGUGGUAUUACUGUAUAACAGCUAGUGUGGUAUUACUGUAUAACAGCUAGUGUGGUAUUACUGUAUAACAGCUAGCGUGGUAUUACUGUAUAACAGCUAGCGUGGUAUUACUGUAUAACUACUGGCUAUUUCUGUGGAGCAUUAAACUAUAGAUCUCCAGUUGAAUGCUCCUGCUCAGAUUGA